Dentiscutata heterogama is the source of this 306-nucleotide messenger RNA. The record is from the annotation of a GenBank genome assembly. Lineage: Eukaryota; Fungi; Glomeromycota; Glomeromycetes; Diversisporales; Gigasporaceae.
AUGCCAAAAAGAAGCAAAAAUAAGCAGUAUAACCAGCGACGACAUUUAAAAAAAGCACGUAGUGCUAUAAAAAAACCUUUACAAGAAAGUACCAAUAAUAGUUUAACUGAAGACUCAAAUUCGGUUCAAGAUAUAGUAUUUAAUGAAAAAGAUUUAUUGCAGGAAGCGUUGGAAAUUAAGAUGGAUUUAAGUGCUGCACGUAGUCAAAGAAAAAGCAUGGCAAAAAAAAAUGAAGAAUCAACAGAAUAUGGGAAUAUACCUGCUGAUGAGUUAUUUGACAAUUUGUUCAAUGAAAAAAAAAACUGA